Molecule: messenger RNA, 3135 nt
Organism: Xiphophorus hellerii (green swordtail)
Lineage: Eukaryota; Metazoa; Chordata; Actinopteri; Cyprinodontiformes; Poeciliidae
Gene: znf622
Product: zinc finger protein 622
Exons: 8
Coding region: 154-1557 (467 amino acids)
Biological process (GO): ribosomal large subunit biogenesis
Cellular component (GO): preribosome, large subunit precursor
Molecular function (GO): nucleic acid binding; zinc ion binding
Source: RefSeq, a predicted model, not a curated record
AGUCACAGUUACAGAAAACAGAAAUGGAGCAGCAGGCAGUUCAGCUGGACCGAGAAACUUUCUCCUGUUCGAUCUGUUUGGAUCUACUGAAGGAUCCGGUGACGAUUCCCUGUGGACACAGCUACUGUAUGAACUGUAUUAACACCCACUGGGAUGAACAGGAUAAGAAAGGUCGCCAUGGCGUCUUACACGUGCAUCAGCUGCCGGGUGGCCUUCGCCGACGGCGAGGUGCAGCGGGCGCAUUACAAAACCGACUGGCACCGCUACAACCUGAAGCGCAAGGUGGCCGACAUGCCACCGGUCACCGCAGAGAACUUCCAGGAGCGUGUGCUGGCGCAGCGGGCCGCCGCCAACCAGCAGCUGACCCACGCCGCCGCCACCGAGAGCUGCGGCGUCUGCAGCAAGAAGUUCUCCAGCGCCAACGCCUACCAGAACCACCUGCAGUCCCACAAGCACCAGCAGGCGGAGAGGCAGGCGCUGCUGGCGGCGCAGAGGAAGGUGGAGAGGAUGAACGAGAAGAACCUGGAGAAGGGCGUCUGCGACGAGAAGGAGGACAACGACGCCAAGAACGAGGCGCUGCAGCAGGCGCUGAGGGAGCAGCACAGGCCCGACCCGGCCAAGAUGGCCAAGGUCCAGACCGCCGCCGCGGCGAAGGCGGAGAAACCGCCCCGCUUGGUGUGGCUGGAGGAGCAGGUGAAGAGACGGGAGAGAGAGGAGGGAGGAGAGGCAGCAGCAGAAGAGGAGUGGGAGGAUGUCGACGAGGAUGACGAUGAUGAUGACAUGGAGGAAGAUGUGGAUGAAGAGGAGCUGAUGGAGGAGGAGGAAGGCGGCUCUUCGGGGACGUCGGGCCCCCUGCCGGGCUCGGUCCCCGUCACACACUGCCUGUUCUGCUCCCACCGCUCCCGCUCGCUGCUGAAGAACGUGGCUCACAUGACCAAAGUCCACAGCUUCUUCAUCCCAGACGUGGAGUUCCUGGUGGACCUCAGGGGCCUCGUCCGGUACCUGGGAGAGAAAGUCGGUGCUGGGAACGUUUGCUUGUGGUGCAACGAGAAGGGGCGUUCGUUUUACUCCACAGAGGCGGUGCAGAGUCACAUGACGGAUAAGAGCCACUGCAAGCUGUUCACAGACGGAGACGCCGCCCUGGAGUUCGCAGAUUUCUACGACUUCAGGAGCAGCUACCCGGACCGGAGCGACGGAGCGGUUGAAGGGACGGACGAGGAUCUGCCGGACGAGAAGAACCUGGAGUACGACGAUGAGACGAUGGAGCUGACGCUGCCUUCAGGUGCCAAGGUGGGCCACCGCUCCCUCAUGAGGUACUACCGGCAGCGGUUCGGGACGCAGCGGGCCGUGGUUCCGGGCCGCAGCGGGAACGCCGUGGGCCGGGUCCUGCGGCAGUACAGAGCCCUGGGCUGGGCGGGAGACGCAGGCGGCUCGGUCCAGCAGAGACAGAGGGACAUGCAGUACGUCCAGAGGAUGAAAUCCCGCUGGAUGCUGAAGACGGGGAUGAGCAACAACGCCACCAAGCAGAAGCACUUCAGAGCGCAGGUUAUGUUCUGAGAGGGAGAGGAAGCAGCUGCGACACAGACUGCUGCAGCUGGAUGAUGGCUGCCGGGAAACGAGGGGAACGCAGACUUUUCUGUCUCGUCUUGAUUGAAAAGCAGAGAUGAGCUGAAAACGAACCGCAAAGCUGAAAAAAGGAGGAACUGUUUUCCUGAACUGAACUGAAUCUGAUCAGCUUCGUUAGAAAAACAACCGUUAAAGUAAAAAUAAAGAGCAAAACUCAAAUUCAUCAAAUUAUUCUUAUGUUUUACUAAUACAGUCACACAUAUAAUAUGAAAAUAUUCAGGAGUUCUCCUCCAGGUGAGGCUUAAUUAGAUUAAAAAUUAUUUCAAACUGAUGAUGCUACUGAAAUAUGAUUCAACCUGGUUUUUAAAUUCAUUCACUCAUUGAGUAAAAAAUUUACACCAAAUUUCCUUUCAUCAUUUUUUUCUGCAGCUGUUUGAGGAAAUUAUUUUUGUCUGAAAACUUUAAACUGAAACUCGUCUCGGAUCAGAAACUGUUGGAUUAAAUCCAUGAAGUGUGUUCAUGUUUCACUCCUUUGAAUCUUAAAUUUAAAUGUUAAACUAUUUAAAAUAUUUUAAUGUAUGUCUUCUGAAACCAUUAAAUUAAAUUAAAUUCCCAAUAAACAGGUUAAAGUCCUAGAUCUUUGGUCUGUGUUAAAAUGUUAGCAGCUGCUUGGUUCUCUUAUUCCUUGGGUCGGCUCUGAGUGUGACCAGCGUUACGCAGCCUGUUUUUAGCCGAUAGCUGAAUACUGAAUUAUGUAAUUUAUAUCAAUAUUUGUUUGCUUUUUAUGACUAUAUAGUUGUGCUUAAGUAUCGUUAACCAUAUCUUCCAAUAACACAUAAUUAGAUAAUCAUAUUUCAUGUCAACUUUCAACAUUUUUAACACAAACAUGGCGGCUGCUGAUGGUCUGCCGUACCUCCGGACUGCAGCAGCAGGUAAAGAUGCAGCAUGUAACUUUUGUUAAAAUAUGUAUAUUUUUACAUAUUUAUUGAAAUAAAUAAGUAAAUUUGUACAUAAUGUGUGAAAAAACCAAUCCACUCUGCCGUUUCCCAGCGCUAACUAGAAACAACCAAUCAGAGCCAGGAGGCGGGUCUUAGCGUUGUCAAUCAGCUUCGCUCUGUCAGCAUACCAUGCUGUGAAUGCUAAUUCUGGUUAGCAUAGCCAUCAGUGACGGUGGGUAAACAGUUUUUCUGUAACAGUAAUUAGUUUCUCCGCCGUUAGCACAUUUAGCAACAUGUUCACGAGGAUGAUUGGCGGCGCUAAGUCCCUCCUCCUGGCUCUGAUUGGUUGUUUCUGACCGGAGCGGUGCAUUCAUUCAGAUGACAAUAGCAGCCCAGGAAAUGAUCUGUCUCAUAUUAUACUGUCAGGACAUGGUAACAAUUUUAGCUAAUAUAUAAAAACAUAUUUUUAAUAAAAGUUGCAUUAAUUUGGUUUGUUUAUAUGAUAAACAUUUAGUUUUUCAACAUUUAGCCGUUACAGCCUCAGAGAAUCCACCGUGUCUAUAAUAGUAUUAUUUAUGACUCGGACCCGUUUCUGUUAAAUGAUGAAAAUAAAAGCCGAACUUCGUCUCUC